AUGAUGACGAUGCUUUCUCGGACUCUUCCGCAGGGUGGUGGGGAUGGGAUGAGAUCAGCUCGGGUGCGGGAGAGCUCGACGGAGUGUUGCAUCGCCGGACCGCAGCAGCUUGCGGUGGCUUGGAGAGGCCUUUAGCCAGCAGCGGAUAGGUCGUGAAUGAUGAUGCUGAUGAUCAGGUCGAGUGAGGAUUUUCCUUGGGAUUGGUAGAAACAGUGGCUGACCCUUGACCCCCCCCCCUCCGUGCCCGCCUCGUCCCGCGCAGGGACCUGCAGGACUCGCACAAGUUCCACGUCGCCCCGGACGCGCAGGUACCCCACCACGGGGAGGGGCGGGGGCUCUCCUACGGGGACCGUUGAGACACACCGUGGCACGGACGACGAGGAGGAGUUGCUAAAUAAGGGGGGUGCGCGGUGAGCAAAGGGGUAGGGGCCGGGACCGCAUCACUGACUCCCUCCCCCCGACGUCCGCCGUGGGUCCCCGCAGGCCCAGCUGGCGGCGUGUGGAGGCCGGGGCGCCUGGCCGGGGCUGCCCCUCCUCGCCGGUGCCCAGUACGCGGCGCUGCGCCGCCUGCGCGUCUACUGGGUCCCACGCUUCCUCGUGCACCGCGAGCGGAGACGACUCCUGGGGUUGAGGCCGGACACGCGACCUUGCGGCCCCGGUGACCUCUGGCCUCAAGUUCCCCACAUCCCCCUGCCUGACCCCGACCCCGCCCCACGAAUCCCCCAUGGGAGCUCUCCGGGCGCCAUGGACGGCCGCGUUGGCUCCGCUCGCUUCGUCUCCGCCUCCCCCUCUGCGCCUGCCCCCCACCUCGCGGAGCCUUUCCUGCUCGUGCUGCGCAUGGACCCCGAGGCGGGGGGUCCCUUCCUGUACUACCUGGCCGAGUGGGAGGACCGAUCCAUGCUGCACCGGCUGCUGCUGUGGCUGGAGGUUGCGCGGCUCGCCGAGGGGGCAGCCCCUGGGCCCUGGGAGCGGCCCAGGGCCAGUGCCCUGGCGGCCUGGGACAUCUACAGCACCUACUUGGCUGCCAAUGCGCCCUGCAGCACAGGCUGUGAGCCGUGGGACCAGGCAUUGGUGUCUGCACUGCGGGGGGCCUUGCAGGCCGGGCGGGGCGACGAGACCGUGGACCUGGGCAUGUUUGAGGGGGCCCUGAACGAGGCCAUGCGCAGCCUGAGCCAGGCCUGGGUCGAGUUCUACCGUCUGGACAUCCACACAUUCCUCCAGUUUUGCGCGGACCUGGGAGACUCAUACGAGGUUCUCUCCGACUCGGAACCCGGCCGCUCCAACAGGAGCAGCGCCAGGAGGAGUGGAGAGGGGACCUCGGGCCCCAGCCGGGUCCGCGGGCGACGUGGGCGAACCCGGCCUCGCCCGCGACCUCCGCGCGAGGCCGGCGCCGCGGAGGAGAGCGGCGGCCGCUUUGAUCUGAAGGCGCUGGUGGAGGCCGACGCCGUGCCGCACCUGCGGGCCCUGCUGCACAACAAGAUGAUGCGUGCGGCCUUCGGGAGGUUCUUGAAGGAGACGGAGCCGGCCACGCUGCGGCACUGCCUGGGAAUGCUGUCGGCGCUCUGGGACUACCUGGCGGCCCGGGGAGCGCGCGCGAGGCGCUGCGCUCUGGCCGCCCUGACCGAGACGUACCUCUCGCCGGCCUCGCGCGCCGUCGUGCCUCUGUCUGACGAGCUGCUGGGCGCGCUGCAGGCCGAGUGCGACAUAUCUGGCGCCGCCGGUCUCACGGACGCCACGGCUUCCCGGGCCGCCGAGGCCCUCGGCGGGAUCCUGUGGCCAUCGCUCAGCUCCUUCUGGGCCGGAAUGAGCUCGGAGCUCAAGCGCCGUGGCGGCGGCGGCGGUGGUGGCAGCGUGGGUUUGGAGGACUCUGAGGCCUGGGAUGGCCUCAUCCGCGGGGCGGCCUCCAUGCUGCUGGCCAGGAGGUGGAGGGCGCGGGCAGGGCCCCUGGGAGGCCGGGCGGCACGGGCCGACCCGAGCGCGGCCGACAAAGCGGCGUUCCGCACGGCGCUGGCGCAAGCCGCAGAGGGUGGCCUCACGCCGGAGCUGCUCGGCUUCCUGCAGCGCCUGCAAGAGCUUGGUGCCGAGGCCGGGCGGCCCCGCGCCGAACGAGAUCUCCUCUUCUACCUCGAGGUGCAGAAGUUCAAGAACGCACACCAUGCCGACCCCGACCACGUCCUUCUGCGCAAGAAGAUUCGCAUCAUCCUCGACUGCUUCAUCAAAUCUCGUCUCGAGCCCACGCUUCAGGUGGACAUCUCUCCGGAGCAGGCGGAGGCCGUGAGGGUGGCUGCCCAGGCGUGCCUGGCCCGGCCCGAGCAGCUGGCCCCGCGCGUGUUCGACGAGGCCCAGAAUGCAGUCUUCCACGAGCUCCUGCCCUUCUGGGCGGGGUUUGCCCGCGAGGGCCGCAUCCCGCACAGCGCCAGCGGCCUGCCUGAGCCACGGUUGCAGACGGUGCUCAGGCAGAGGCUGGCGAUGUUCCGGGAUGCCGCGACGCCGCCCACCGAGUUCCACCUGCCCAGGGCCUCGCGCUCGGCCCGACGGAACAGCCACGUGCCCUGCACCUACAGCUUCUCCAUGAGUCAGGGCCUCACGCUCAAGGCAAGAGGCCCGGGAAGCCCCUCACGUGCGGCCAAAAGGGGAAAUGCGCCCCGGGCGUUGCUCGGAUGACCAGUGCUCUGCAAUGGGCCAGGGUUUUGUUGUUAAUAAUUUACUUAUUUAUCCAGGAGAGCCACGCUGAGGCGUUAUCAUCUUUUUCAGGAGGGUCCAGCAAUGGGUUUUAAAUUUAGCAAAUUAAUAAUGAGUCGUGUUUAUUAUUCACAUCAGAGGAAACCGGAGCACCCGGAGAAAACCCACACCUUGCGUAAGGGGG
Petromyzon marinus (sea lamprey) is the source of this 2866-nucleotide messenger RNA. RefSeq names its product regulator of G protein signaling 22 (gene RGS22). The record is from RefSeq and is a predicted model, not a curated record. Gene Ontology annotation, cellular component: nucleus; cytoplasm. NCBI's taxonomy places the organism in Eukaryota, Metazoa, Chordata, Hyperoartia, Petromyzontiformes, Petromyzontidae. Gene Ontology annotation, biological process: regulation of signal transduction. Gene Ontology annotation, molecular function: G-protein alpha-subunit binding.